Engraulis encrasicolus (European anchovy) is the source of this 1812-nucleotide messenger RNA. It is a transcript of the gene bdnf, whose product is annotated as brain-derived neurotrophic factor. Gene Ontology annotation, molecular function: growth factor activity; nerve growth factor receptor binding. Gene Ontology annotation, cellular component: axon; synaptic vesicle; dendrite. The record is from RefSeq and is a predicted model, not a curated record. The coding region runs from base 305 to 1207 and encodes 300 amino acids. The transcript is spliced from 2 exons. NCBI's taxonomy places the organism in Eukaryota, Metazoa, Chordata, Actinopteri, Clupeiformes, Engraulidae. Gene Ontology annotation, biological process: cell surface receptor protein tyrosine kinase signaling pathway; peripheral nervous system development; negative regulation of neuron apoptotic process.
GGUCGCACAACGCCUAGAGUGCUAGCAUGCAACCCCUCAGCCUCAAACCAUCUGUACAGGAUACGCUCAGUCAUGGGAGUCUGCUACCUCAACUAUGCAAUCUCCACUAUCAAUAAUUUAAUCUAUUUGCUCCAAAGCUGAAGAGACAACCAGAGGCUGCCUGGGAAAAUUGGAAGGGAAAUACAACAAAAAAUAACCAUAACAAUUGCGCGGAGCGUUCUUCAAAACAUCCCAGAUGACUCUGUCCUGUUGAGUGGUCUACUUUACGACUGGGAAGUAAAAGUUCCACCGGGUGAGAAGAGUGAUGACCAUCCUGUUCCUGACUAUGGUGAUUUCGUACUUCAGUUGCUUGAGAGCCAUGCCCCUGAGAGAGGGACCCGGGGUCGGGGUCGGGGUCGGAGUGAGGGCGGGGCACCGGCUGGAGGCGGGGGGCCUCCUGGGCGCCGCAGCAACGCUGGGCCGGGGCCACGGGACUCCACAGAGCGGCGCCGGGGGCCUCCCCUCGCUCUCGGACACCUUCGAGCAGGUCAUCGAGGAGCUGCUGGAGGACGCGGGCGCCGCCGAGGAGAGGGAGGGGGGUAACGGCCUGGACCCCCGCGGCCUGGACCCGCGAGGGGUGAACGAGGUGCCCCAGGGCCCCGGCGGAGGAGGGCCCGGCGCAGCAGCAUCAUCAUCGGCGGCGGCGGCGGCGGCAUCGGCGGUGGCAGCGGAGGCCAAGGACGUGGACCUGUACGCCUCGCGCGUCAUGCUCAGCAACCAAGUGCCUUUGGAGCCGCCGCUUCUCUUCCUGCUGGAGGAAUACAAAAACUACCUGGACGCGGCCAACAUGUCCAUGCGCGUGCGGCGCCACUCGGACCCGUCCCGGCGCGGGGAGCUGAGCGUGUGUGACAGUAUUAGCCAGUGGGUGACCGCCGUGGACAAAAAGACGGCCAUAGACAUGUCUGGGCAGACGGUCACCGUCAUGGAGAAAGUGCCGGUGCCCAGUGGUCAGCUCAAGCAAUAUUUUUACGAGACCAAAUGCAACCCGCAGGGAUACACUAAGGACGGCUGCCGGGGUAUUGACAAGAGGCACUACAACUCACAAUGCCGGACAACCCAGUCCUACGUGCGCGCCCUCACCCGGGAUAGCAAAAACAAGAUGGGGUGGCGUUUUAUAAGGAUAGACACCUCCUGUGUUUGCACACUGACCAUCAAGAGAGGAAGAUAGUGUAUACAAUGUAUAGAUUUUAUUGAGAGUUCUAAAAAAGAGAGAAAAAAUAUCUAUUUGUAUAUAUACAUAACAGGGUAAAUUAUUCCAUCAGAUGAGAAUUUUAUGGACUGCAUGUAAAAAAGAUGAGGUUUAUACAGUAAAGUGAUACUACAGUCUAUUUAUUGAACAUAUUCAUGACCUUGUAAACAAUUAAAAACAGAUCUGAUCAGUCUCUCGCUCCCAGUUUAAAUUACUAUAUCACUUUCCUCAAGACAUUGUGUUCUUUUUUUAUGUUGCCAAGAAUUCGGUUUCAGUCAAGUCAGAAGAUACAGACGGGGCAAGACUCCCAUACUUAAAAAAUGAAAAAAAUGAAAAACGUGAAAAAGCUACUUGCAUGCUGCUUCUAUUGUGAAUUGAGAAACUGUCCACUUCGGGAAAACAAGGAAAUGAUACCGACCAAAACAUUCCGUUUACAUAUUCUCAACAGAUGAAGGGUUACUUCUCCUCUCCUCUCAGUACAGUUCUGUUUGCUAGUCCAAUCUUCUCAAGGUAAUGUUGAAAUUACAUACUAUGUCAAGGUGCUGUUGUCAAAGCUUUGCUGUUUUAUUUUUUUAUCCCCACAA